AUGGCGGUUGAAAAGAAUGUGCCUGAAUGUAAUGUUGAACACCAUGAGCACCUGAACACGACCAGUUCUGAUCCAGUUACAACUGAGGAAACAAAUGAUACCGAUAAAAAUUCUGAUGCUGAUAUAGGAGUGAAUUCCCAUACUAAAGACGAGGAGAAUAAGGUUGAUCUAAAAGAUGAUGAGCCUAAAAUUUCCUAUGCAGCAAAAGUGCAGAUGUCAACUGAAAAAAAGAAAGCUAAUUUCAGGAAACUUGAAGCAAAGGAGGCCAGAGAGGGUGUGGACAUUGUUAUUCCAAGGGAUUAUGUUCGUGAGGUUAAUAACCGGUUCCAAAAUACUCCGGUAGGAUACUUUUUAGGUAAACAACUUGCUUUUCCUGUGGUCAAAAAUUUUGCUAAGAAUAAUUGGAUGAGGUUUGGAAUUUCAAAAGUAAUGAUGAACGCAAAUGGUUUCUUCUUCUUUAAAUUUAAUGAUAAAAAUGGAAUGAAUAAAGUCCUGGAAGAGGGACCAUGGAUGAUCCGUAGUGUCCCAUUGUUACUCAAUAUAUGGACACCAUUUAUGUCGCUUAAGAAAGAGGAGAUAAGGAACAUAACGGUGUGGGUUAAACUACAUGAUGUUCCUAUGGCUGCCUAUACGGUGGAUGGAUUGAGUCUUUUAGCUACCAAGUUGGGUAACCCAAGGACGCUUGACACUUAUAUAAACAUAAUGUAG
This is a messenger RNA of Erigeron canadensis, 708 nucleotides long. RefSeq lists its product as uncharacterized. The transcript is spliced from 2 exons. NCBI's taxonomy places the organism in Eukaryota, Viridiplantae, Streptophyta, Magnoliopsida, Asterales, Asteraceae. Bases 1 to 708 code for a protein of 235 amino acids. The record is from RefSeq and is a predicted model, not a curated record.